GUCGGUAGAUCUAUUUUUCUUGUCGGCUCAAUAUUACCUGUCACAACCAUUAUAUCAGACCACAAAAUAUUCCUAAAUAAAAAAAAUCAACAAAUCAUAGAUUGUUUUAACUACUAGUACUUUGAUCUUAGUAAGCCAACGACUCAUCAAGAUGAGUUCCGGGAAAAGUAGCUCGAUGUAGUUCCGAAUGUUUUGUGAUGGCGGAUGAGUUGAUAGAGAGAUGAGAAGGAUUCUGGUAAAAUUUACUGUUUUCUAAAGGUUAUGCUGAGGUGUGCCAUUGAACCAGUCAUUUAACACAAAACAUCAGGAUGAAGUUUAUUCAUUAUUCUGGUCUGAUCCAUCUGUUUGUGCUGUGUAUCCUAUUCACCAUUUUGACCAUCUUCGUCGUGAUGACGGGCACUUUUGGUCCAGGCAUGUGGCAAACUUUUGAUCCCUAUACAGCAUACGGGAAAUGGCCGACCAUAUUGAUGUACAUAAUGAGAUUUCUCACACUAGUACCAUUGCCUCUAUCUAUAUGUAACUUCCUAGGUAUUGUAAUGUUCAAUACAUUCCCAGAAAAGCCUAAAGUAAAAUCAUCGACACUUUUUGGACCAUUUCUCUGCUUUAGAGUAGUUACCCGUGGAACAUUUCCGGAACUAGUCAGAAAAAAUGUGAGUAGGAAUAUUGCCAUAUGUUCCGAGCUUGGUCUUGAUAAUUUUAUUUUUGAAGUAGUGACCGACACAGGUAUAAACUUGGCUAAAUCGUCCCGUACUCGUGAGGUAGUUGUGCCAACACAAUAUCAGUCUGCGAAAGGAUGUCUGUACAAAGCACGAGCUCUCCAAUACUGCCUCGAGGACGACGUUAAUGUUCUAUCCGACAAUGACUGGAUCAUCCACUUGGAUGAGGAAACACUACUAACCGAAUCAUGUGUAAUUGGAAUCAUCAAUUUUAUAAACGAGGGGCUCUACAGUUUUGGUCAGGGUGCCAUCACAUAUGCCAAUGAAGAAAUCGUUUGUUGGAUUACCACUAUCGCCGAUUUAGUCCGUGUUGGAGUAGACUAUGGAAUCAUCCGAUAUACUCUUAAAUAUCUACACAAACCAUUGUUUAGCUGGAAAGGAAGCUAUGUGGUUUCAAAUGUUGGUGCGGAAAGAAAGAUAACCUUUGAUUUUGGAUCUGAAGGCAGCAUAGCAGAGGACUGUUUUUUUGCUUUGAGUGCAUGGCGAGAGGGCUACAAGUUUGGAUUCAUCGAGGGUGAAAUGUGGGAAAAAAGUACUUUCUCCUGCAUGGACUUCAUUCGUCAGCGGAAGCGGUGGGUUCAAGGUAUCAUCAUGGUCCUCCUCAGUCGUCAAAUUCCCGCCAGGAACAAGUUUGGGAUCUCUGUCAUGGUCCUUAGUUGGCUCGUUAUGCCAAUCACCGUGCCUAACCUUGUCCUCGUACCAUUGUGCCCUUUACCCAUGCCGAACAUCAUCAACUUCCUAUGUGGCUUCAUGGGGGGAGUAAUGCUCUUCCUGUUUGUAUUCGGGGCAGUAAAAUCGUUUAAUUAUCGUCGGACUGGAUUGUUGAAGUUCCUGUUUCUGUGUAUCUGCCCCAUUCUAAUGAUACCAGUAUGUGUAUUACUGGAGACAUGUGCGGUGACAUGGGCUCUUGUCUCCCAGAAACAAGGAGGGUUCCACAUCGUCAAAAAGGAAACUAGUCCAUCUCGCAUAGAAGUGUAACAUCAUCAUUAUAUUAUCAUAUCACUAUAUUCUCAGUGUCCAUCGGAUAUUAAAGAAUCUCAUUGCUGCUGUGACACACCCUGUUUGACUGUCAUGGCCAUCUGUCCUAAUGUAUUCUAGAUCUUUGUAAAAAGUUGCGUCCAGCUAAAAUGUAAAAUUACGGAGUUGGCUGAAGCCCUGGGCUUGCCAGUUUAGUGUUGAGGACAUUGUUGUCCCAUUAUCAACUCCAUUGUCUCGUUGUUUGUGACAAUGUCACCUCAAUAUCAUGCUUCACUUUUCUUUUUUAUGUUUUAUCCAUUGUGGCUACCUUUUUGAUAAUUUUAACUUUUUUUCUAAAUUCCAACUGUUGUGUUCACAAGAGUCUUGUCUAGAAAAAUCCAGAGAUAAUCCUGACCAAGUGUUCUUUUGUUUAUUUGAAAUCCAAGAUGGUUGCUGUCUUGAUAACUGUUUUUUUUUUUUUUCUUAAUCUCGAACAGUGUAUUUUAGCAAAAGGACCUCUUACCGGUAGAAUGGAAUUUUGCCACCGAACCAAUUUGACAGAAACUAGGUGUAGCCAUCUUGGAGACAACCCAUGAGGUAGGUUUAAAAACUUCAAAAGGUCCCGGGGCCUGUGUUAUGGCCUACUUAGUGUUGCCCACCUGAGGUGUAAGACGGAUUCACUUGUUAGGUGGAACAUGUACAGCCACCUAUAGUGAUUAUCACCAUAUUUUGUGAGAAGAAAUUUAUUUGGAACUCUUGGGGGAAUCAAACUGUCGCUUAUUUCUAUGAUCAAUCCUGAUGAGUUCAGGAUGGGACCAGAAAUUAUUCUUCCCAAAACGCGCUAACAACACACUAGACAAUAAUAUCUCCUUAUGCAAGGUAUUUGUGAUUAAGUUUAUAAUUCACGUUUUUAUAUAUUUGUAGACAUUUGUUUAAGAUAAAUUAUAGAAAAACAGUUAAAAUCAUACACAAUGAUCAGUUUUAUCCUUGAGUAUUCUGGACAUUGGAAAGUCAUCCUGAGCUCUUCGAUUGAUAAGAAUGGCCCUCACCCAUCAAAUACUGUUUUUUGUCUUGGAUUUUCCAAUUGUCAAUCGUUAAACUAAAUCUCUUUUUGUUUCUACAUUUUAUACUUAAAGUGAAAGUAGAGUUGAUUCUAAAUCUGAUUGUUUCUUGCGUCAUUUCCAAGAAAUAGACCUACAAAAAUGAAUGAGUUGGUUCAAGUGAUUAUGAGGCGAAACCUAAGGUUAGCUUGUUUCCACAACAGAGAUUCCGAUAGCAAUAAAGUGGUUGCAUGGUUUAAAUCAGUCGAUAGUGAAAUGCUUGUACAAAGUAUAUAACAUGAACGUGUGAUUCAACAAGUCGUCGGAACUGAUAAGGAAGGCCAAUUCGUCAGUAACAAAUUUAAUUUUUUUUUAAGGAAGUGAUACACCCACUUCUGGGGACCCAUAAGUUUGUCAUCUAAAUGUCAAAAAGUCUUUUUUUUAGAAAAAAUCAAUAAACACAGUACUAUGUUAGUAUUUAAUAAUUUAAGAUAAAAACCAAAGUAAUUUAUUUCAAAAUCUGUUUGUAUUUUUAGUGUUCCUUUGAAGUCGAUGUCGAUUUUUAACUCAACUUUAUAGCUAUCUGUCGUGAGCAAAAUUGCCGUUGUUUCUGAAAGAGGUCCUUUGAUAGAUUGUUUUGGAACUCAAAACAAUAAAAGGUUUUUUUCAUGUAUAUGUAUUAUAUUAGCUAUGGCAGCUAUUUUGUAAACAAAACAUAUUUCAAACUUCUCAAGUCAACCUUCUAUCAGUGGAGUUUGUUGGGUACUAACUACCUGUAUGAAUAGAUGAAAAUGAUGCUUUAGGGUUGCAAUGAAAUUGAUUAGGAUUUCUGCCAUCUUAAAGAAAUGCAUAAUAUUUAAUCUUAAAUCAAGCUGUACCAAUGAAAUUUAGUUGAAACCUUUCAGGAAUGAUCCUGAGAUAAUGCCAAUCAAUGUUUACUCAGAUGUAUUAAGCUUUAAUCAAUAGAGAAUUAGUCAUAUAUGGAAAUAUACUCCUAAUAUGGAAAUGUACUAGCUAUAUAUAUAGUCUAGUCUAGGGGAGACAACUUAGGAAUUGUAGAAACAAAUUGUCUCCCUUGUAUCACAACACGCAUAAUGAAAACAAGGAUGUGGAUGAAUUUAUAUCUGUACAAGUUAAGUUGCAAAUUUUUUUUUCGACACUAUCUGUUUCAAUAAUGGACUUUAAGUUAAUCCUGAUAAUGAUUAAGUUCUGUGUUGUGAAUUCUUUGUACACUGUAGAUGGUAUAGAUGGCUAAUAUACAUAAUAAUGUAUACAUGUAUGUUAUUAUUUACUGUAAAAAUGAUAUAAUACCAGUUGUAUAUGUGUGUAUAGUAUAAUUAUACACUAGAUGAUAUAAAUGAUUAAUAUAUACAUGUAUGUUAUCAUAAUGUAAAAAUGAUAUAAUACCAGUUGUAUAUGUGUGUAUAGUAUAAUUACACACUGCAGUUAACCUUGGCUAUUUGUUAAUACUUGUUGCUUUUAUAAACUGACAAAAUAUUGCUGGCCAGCUUGUAGCAGUAUAUGUUACCCAAGUUUUACCCUACAAUGCCAAAAUUGAUCAAAAUUUGUACGAUGUACCACUGUUGUUUGACUGAGGUGGGUACAUUUUGUAGGUAGUGUUGUUUGACUGAGAUGGGUACAUUUUGUAGGUAGUGUUGUUUGACUGAGAUGGGUACAUUUUGUAGGUAGCGUUGUGCACUAUAUUAUAACAUAGCUGGUUGUUUCAGAGCAAUAUUAAUAGAUGCCUGAUGAAUCACAGCAUUUAUAUAAAAUGUACAAAAUGGAUGUUCAAAGAGCACCAUUUUAUUCUCAUUUCAUAGUUUUUUUUCUGUAAUCAAAACUUUAGAUAUAGAGAGUAUCAAAAUGAGUUUGUAUACAUAGAUCACUGGCGAUCUGAGACCCAGAUUGAUGGUGAUUAUCACUGGCGAUCUGAGACCCAGAUUGAUGGUGAUUAUCACUGGCGAUCUGAGACCCAGAUUGAUGGUGAUUAUCACUGGCGAUCUGAGACCCAGAUUGAUGGUGAUUAUCACUGGCAAUCUGAGACCCAGAUUGAUGGUGAUUAUCACUGGCGAUCUGAGACCCAGAUUGAUGGUGACAUGACAGGGGAGCAGAUCAGUUUUUCAAUGUCCAGUGUUGGAAUCUCAGCAAACCCUAAACCAUUACAUUUCUGUUAGGAAAUAUAGACUGACAUACUCUAUCAUACUCUAACAUACUCUGUCAUAUACUCUGCCAUACCCUGACAUACUCUGCCAUACUCUGUCAUUUACUCUGACAUACUCUAACAUACUCUGUCAUAUACCCUGCCAUACUCUGCCAUAUUCUGCCACUCUGCUAUACUCUGCUCUACCAUACUCUGCCAUACUCUAACACACUAUGCUAUACCCUGCUAUACUCUAACACACUCUGCUAUACUCUGCUAUACUCUGCCAUACUCUAACAUACUCUGCCAUACUCUAACAUACUCUACCAUACUAUAACAUACUCUGCCAUACUAUAACAUACUCUGACAUACUCUGCCAUACUAUAACAUACUCUACCAUACUCUGCCAUACUCUAACAUACUCUAACAUACUCUGCCAUACUCUAACAUACUCUAACAUACUCUGCCAUACUCUAACAUACUCUAACAUACUCUACCAUUCUCUAACAUACUCUGCCAUACUCUAACAUACUCUACCAUACUCUAACAUACUCUGCCAUACUCUAACAUACUCUAACAUACUCUAACAUACUCUAACAUACGCAAACAUACUCUGCCAUACUAUAACCUACUAUAACAUACUCUGCCAUACUUUGCCAUACUCUGGCAGAGUUGCCAUACUCUGCCAUACUCUGACAUACACUGCCAUACUCUGCCAUAUCCUGCCAUACUCUAACAACUAUCACUGUUACCUCUGGACAAAUCCCCUCCUUGAUCAUCAGAAACCCAGGACAUUCAACUGUUGUAUAUGACUCAAACAGCAACAGCAGAAUCUCAAGGCUUUCCAACAUUAUCCUGGAUUGAUGCUAAGUAUUUAAUAAUCACAACAUCUGAUGAUCAUCUCGGGAAAAGUCAGGAGUUCUCGUCCAGGUUUUAUAAACAUUCCUUAACGUAGAAUUAAAAUUUUCCAUAAGAAAGCAUUGUUAGAUAAGGCAAACAUCCGAGUUCAUGAACCUCCUUCUGUAAUGGUUUUGUGAGGACAUGUCCUGGACAUUAUAUAACCAAUGUGAUUUUUAUAUUCCAUAUAUAUAUAUACCUGAACAAGUAACAUGUAUAUGUGGUCUUGUGUUUGUUUAUAGAGCACCAUUGCUAUAUAAUCUUGAGUUAUAUUUAGAUGUACCUACAUAAUAACUAGAACUUUGACCUACAUAAUAACUAGAUCUUUGACCUACAUAAUAACUAGAUCUUUGACCUACAUAAUAACUAGAUCUUGGACCUACAUAAUAACUAGAUCUUGGACCAAUAUAAUAACUAGAUUUUUGACCUACAUAAUAACUAGAUCUUGGACCUAUAUAAUAACUAGAUCUAAUUGGAAUGUUUGUAUUGAUCUUACUAUUUAUAGCUGUUUUGAAUUGUUGCCUAAAAGUUGUCAACUGAA
Molecule: messenger RNA, 6291 nt
Organism: Pecten maximus
Lineage: Eukaryota; Metazoa; Mollusca; Bivalvia; Pectinida; Pectinidae
Product: beta-1,4-mannosyltransferase egh-like
Exons: 2
Coding region: 309-1694 (461 amino acids)
Cellular component (GO): cytoplasm
Molecular function (GO): beta-1,4-mannosyltransferase activity
Source: RefSeq, a predicted model, not a curated record